UGCAUUCCGCCCAGCAGUGGAGGCAAGCGCAGCGGGUUGGCAGCUCUUAGCUGUGACUGCCGCUGCCCGGAGCUGUGAGGGGAGCUCGGCAGCCGCGCCAUGGUGAGCGCGAGGCCGCUGUCCUCAGACCGGGCGGGGCGUCCGGCUGAGCCGCGGGAGCCGGUGUGCUGGGUCCUCCCCGGGGCUGGGGGAGGGGUGGGACCGGCUCCAGGACAGUUCGGCUUCACGUGAAGAUUAGAGUUAAAACGGCGAAGUCGCGAACACCGGGCAGGUAACGGGAGGGCUGACGGCUAGUAAGAGGGCCGCGGGCCGGGGAACCGAGAACGCCAGGCCCCUUGAGGCGCCUCCCUGAGGACGUCUGCGGACACCUCUCCCCUUCGCCCGCGCACAUUUUUCUGAGUGCGGACUAUGACAGCUUGCAUCUAACGUACCCAACACUGCUGCGGGCUUCAGAGUGAGCCCGCGGCUGUUCCGGGAGAGGGGCCGCCCUGGACCGCCCCAGGGUUGGACAGGGAGGAGAUGCGUGGAGCAGGACUCACGGGUCUACAGAGUGGAGGAUCCCUGCGGCCGGCUGCCCCUCCGCUCUGCGCUGCGGUGCGCUGCUUCCCACUUUGGCUUUCUCACCUGCUGAAAUCAACCUUCUUUACUGCUCUGUGUGCCCUGGGGGUGUGCAGUGAGACUGGUGUGAGGUCACAGGACAACGUUAUGGAAUGAUCGCUCUCCUUCCGUGGUUCGCGGACCGACCUCAGGCCUCAGUGAGCUUUGAGGACGUGGCUGUGCACUUCACCCAGGAAGAGUGGGCUUUGCUGGAUCCUUCCCAGAAGAGUCUGUACAGAGAUGUGAUGCAGGAGACCUGCAGGAACCUCGCUGCGAUAGGACACAAAUGGGAAAAACAGAACAUUGAAGACCAUUAUAAAAGUCCUAGGAGAAAUCUAAGAAGUUACUUGUUACAGACUUGUGAGAAUGAAGGUAGUAAUCAAGACAGAGAAAACUCGACUUGGAAACCAAAUCUCAGCAUGAGCAUGAAAAGUUCCACUGGACUAACCUCAUGUGAUCACACUGUAUGGGGAAAGAUUUCCUGGUAUCACUCAUCCUCUUGUAGGCAUGCCAUAUCUCAGUAUAACCCACAUGAGCAUGAGGAAUAUGUGAACAAGCAGUGUAACCCUGAUUCUCUGAUAAGCUUCCAGAGGUACAUGAGAACUCACAUUGUGAAUGGGCCAUGUGAAUGUGAGGUAUGUUUAAAAUAUUUUGGUUUUCCAAAUCCACUGGAAAUGCAUCCAGAAACUGAUAAUGGAAAAAAUCCAUAUCAAUACAAGGAAUGUGGAAAGACCUCUGUUAAUAUUAGUUCACUAUGCACAUAUGGAGGAACUCAUGCUGAAGGAAAAUGUUAUGAAUGUAAUCAGUGUGGUAAAGCUUUGAGUUCUUACAGUUCACUUAGAAGGCAUGAAAGAAUUCAUACUGAGAAAAAACCCUAUAAAUGCAAACAAUGUGGGAAAGCCUUUAGAUACCACAGUUACCUUCACUUACAUGAAAGAAUUCAUACUGGUGAAAAACCGUAUGAAUGUAAACAAUGUGGGAAAGCGUUUAUAUUUCCUGGUGCCUUGCAGGUACAUGAAAAAAUUCAUACUGGAGAAAAACGUCAUGAAUGUAAACAAUGUGGUAAAGCCUUUAGACGUCAUAGUGAUCUUCAAGUACAUGAAAAAAUCCAUACUGGAGAAAAACCCUAUGUAUGCAAACAAUGUGGUAGAGCUUUUAGACUUAACAGUCAUCGGCAGAGACAUGAACAAACUCAUACUGAAGACAGACCCUUUAUAUGCAAACAGUGUGGCCGAUCUUUUGAAUGUUACAGUAAUCUUGAGUUACAUGAAAAAAUUCAUACUGGAGACAGACCCUUUGUAUGUACAGAAUGUGGCAAGGCUUUUGGAUGUUAUAGUAAUCUACAAUUACAUGAAAAAAUUCAUACUGGAGACAGACCCUUUGUAUGUAAAGAAUGUGGUAAAGCCUUUAUAUGUCAUGGUCAUCUUCAGAGGCAUGAAACAACCCAUACUGGAGAAAAACCCUAUGGUUGUAAACAGUGUGGUAAGGCCUUCAGUCGAAACAGUCAUCUCCAAAGACAUGAAAGAACUCACAAGCAGAUGUCUACACAUGCCCCAGAAAAUACUGAUUCCGCCAAAGUCCAGCUAGGCAAACCAACAGUUGUGUUAGGAUUACGUCUAGGAACAUGGACAACUAAUGGACAGCUGCAUCUUCAAAAUGCUACCCCAUCCUGAGUGAUGACUCACAGGAGCUACCAUUCUGGAGAUCUCUGCAAAGCUUGGCAGGCAGCUCAGCUGACCAGAAAAUCUCUUCUCUCAGCAGUUGUUUACUGCUUUUGUAACCCAGGAGAAAGCCUUGUAAAUCUUUUAAGGCUUAGUUUUCUGCAGUUAGUUGUUUACUUUCCAGCCUCCUCCUUUUUCUUUUUCUUUUUUGUUUUUCAAGACAGGGUUUCUC
Onychomys torridus (southern grasshopper mouse) is the source of this 2490-nucleotide messenger RNA. Its product is annotated as zinc finger protein 20-like. The record is from RefSeq and is a predicted model, not a curated record. Gene Ontology annotation, biological process: regulation of transcription by RNA polymerase II. NCBI's taxonomy places the organism in Eukaryota, Metazoa, Chordata, Mammalia, Rodentia, Cricetidae. The transcript is spliced from 4 exons. The coding region runs from base 711 to 2270 and encodes 519 amino acids. Gene Ontology annotation, molecular function: DNA-binding transcription factor activity, RNA polymerase II-specific; RNA polymerase II cis-regulatory region sequence-specific DNA binding.